Molecule: messenger RNA, 1269 nt
Organism: Talaromyces marneffei
Lineage: Eukaryota; Fungi; Ascomycota; Eurotiomycetes; Eurotiales; Trichocomaceae
Exons: 6
Coding region: 1-1269 (422 amino acids)
Biological process (GO): purine nucleoside catabolic process
Cellular component (GO): cytosol
Molecular function (GO): purine nucleosidase activity
Source: RefSeq, a predicted model, not a curated record
AUGGCCAAGAACAAAAUCAUCAUCGAUACCGAUCCGGGUAUUGAUGAUAUACUUGCCAUGCUGCUCGCCUUUGCGGCGUCUCCGGAAGAAGUCGAGGUGCUGCUUGUUUCGUUGACGUUUGGCAAUAUCGAAGUGCACAGCUGCCUGCGAAAUGUUGUCUCAAUGCUGCAUAUCCUCGAACGUGAAAUGGAUUGGCGCAAGAAACAAGGCAGACCAGAAGGCUUCGAUACGCUACGAGCACAGAAACCCGUCAUUGCAGUCGGCGCUGAGCAACCGCUGGAUGACCAGAAAAUGCUUGCAGAUUAUUUCCAUGGAAAGGACGGCCUUGGUGGAAUUCAUUUCAGCCAUCCUCAUCUCACCCCCGGCGAGACAUGGGAGCAUCUCUUUGAUCCAAUCUCCGAUCCUGAGGUCCUCCCGAAUGUCGGCCCAUCUCCGUCGGAAUCUCACAAGUCAUUCAUUCCAUCCAAACUGCCAGCAGCAGACGAGAUUCUCCGAGUUCUCAGAGAGAAUGAAGAAAAUACCGUGACUAUUGUUGCCGUUGGGCCUUUAACAAAUCUUGCCUUGGCCGCCGCCAAAGACCCAGAGACUUUUCUCCGAGUAAAGGAAGUGGUUGUUAUGGGUGGAACGAUCAACGAGCCAGGAAACGUCACCCCCGUAGGCGAAUUCAACAGCUACGCCGACGCAGUCGCCGCAGCACGCGUAUUUGCCCUAACCUCGCCCAAUCCCCAAAGCACUCUUCCACCCAGCAAAAUAUUACCCCCCUAUCCCGCCAAACUCAGCAAGACACUUACCCUCAAACUCUUCCCACUGGACAUAACAAGUCAACAUGAUCUCAUCCGCGGCGACUUUGACCGCACCAUCACACCACUAUUACAGUCGGGCAGCCCUCUAGCCGAAUGGGUUGACGCCUUCAUGGCCCACGUCUUCCAAACCCUUGAGCGCCUUCAUCCCGGCCACGAAGGCGCAAAGGCCAGUCUUACCUUACACGACCCUGUAUGCGUAUGGUACGCGAUGACAUCAGAUGAUCCUAGAUGGAAACCUACAUCGACAUCGCCUGAAGAUAUCCGCAUUGAGACAGUGGGACAAUGGACAAGAGGGAUGUGUGUUGUUGAUCGACGCAACAGACACAAAGUUGAGGAUGAUGUAGAGAGUCAUAGUGAUCAUGGGUUAUGGUUGAGUUCAAGAGCUGGGAAUAGGAUUAUUAGGAUGGAGGGGUCGCCUGGCGGGGAGACUUUUGGUAUGUUGCUGAUGAAGAAGCUUUUUGAAUAA